Molecule: messenger RNA, 2195 nt
Organism: Hypanus sabinus (Atlantic stingray)
Lineage: Eukaryota; Metazoa; Chordata; Chondrichthyes; Myliobatiformes; Dasyatidae
Gene: nap1l1
Product: nucleosome assembly protein 1-like 1
Exons: 16
Coding region: 167-1315 (382 amino acids)
Biological process (GO): nucleosome assembly
Cellular component (GO): chromatin; nucleus
Molecular function (GO): histone binding; chromatin binding
Source: RefSeq, a predicted model, not a curated record
GCAGGCGCAGAGUCUAAGGAGAGCCAGGAGUAGACGGGGCGGGACUGCGGCGCGCGCGUUCCCCGCGUGGUUAUAUCCAGCCAAUUGGCACGCUCUUCUUCCUUUAGCGCCAUCGGAGAGCAGCUCGCGCCGCAGGAGCCGUGCGUCCGAUACUUAACUUUUGAAGAUGGCAGACAUUGACAACAAAGAGCAGACUGAAAGUGAUCAGAAAGAAGAUAUGGAGGAUGUCGAAGAUAUUGAAGAAGAAGAAGCAUCCGAAGAUAACAAAGCUCGACAACUUACAGUUCAGAUGAUGCAGAAUCCACGGAUUUUGGCAGCACUGCAGGAACGACUUGACGGACUUGUUGGAAACCCAUCUGGUUACAUAGAAAGCUUGCCCAAAAUUGUGAAGAAGCGUGUAAAUGCUUUGAAGAACCUUCAGGUGAAGUGCGCACAUAUAGAGGCCAAGUUCUAUGAAGAAGUCCAUGAAUUGCAAAGAAAGUAUGCUGCUCUCUAUCAACCACUUUUUGAUCAGAGGAGUGAUAUUAUCAAUGCCAUCCUUGAGCCGACAGAGGAGGAGUGCAAGUGGCAAGGAGAUGAAGAAGAGGAAUUAUCAGAUGAAAUGAAAGAAAAGGUGAAGGUGGAGGAAGAAAAGAAAGAUGAGGAAAAGGAUGCACCAAAGGGAAUUCCAGAAUUUUGGUUAACUGUCUUCAAAAAUGUGGAUUUGCUCAGUGACAUGGUGCAGGAACACGAUGAACCUAUUUUAAAGCAUUUAAAAGAUUUGAAGGUCAAAUUUUCAGAUCCUGGACAACCAAUGAGUUUUACCCUGGAAUUUAUGUUUGAACCAAAUGAGUAUUUCACAAAUGAAGUAGUGAUAAAAACAUACAAGAUGAGAUCACAGCCUGAUGAGUCGGAUCCCUUUUCAUUUGAUGGACCAGAAAUUAUGGGGUGCACAGGUUGCCAUAUUGACUGGAAAAAGGGGAAGAACAUAACAAUGAAAACCAUUAAAAAGAAGCAGAAGCAUAAGGGUCGUGGUACUGUUCGGACUGUUACAAAAACUGUACCAAAUGAUUCUUUUUUCAAUUUCUUUUCACCUCCUGAAGUUCCAGAGAAUGGAGAGCUGGAUGAAGACUCUGAGGCGAUACUUGCUGCUGACUUUGAAAUUGGUCACUUUUUGCAUGAACGUGUAGUUCCACGAGCAGUGUUAUACUUCACAGGCGAAGCUAUUGAAGAUGACGAUGAUGAUUAUGAUGAAGAGGGUGAAGAGGCAGAUGAUGAGGAAGGAGAAGAAGAAGCAGAUGAAGAGAAUGACCCAGAUUAUGACCCUAAGGUUUAAAUGAUGGCUAGAAAUAACCCUACCCCUGGUAGAAGGAUCCAAACCCACCAUCUGAGUGCAAACAGCAGUGAAGUCUGCUUAUGUGGCCUUGAGGAACAACUGCACUGUACUGGCUUACUAUAGACAACUAAUAGUUACUUAACAGCCUUAUAAUGUUUUGUAUUUUCUUGGUAGGACAAAUUUCAAUUAACUUUUUUUGGUUAAUCAUGAGCCCUUGAAUCAGCCAGUUCAGAAUAUGGUUGGUACUCUUGUAUUGUCUAUUAAUUGGUUGUUCAUGGAAUGGAGUUCAUAGAAGUCCCAGAAUUUGUCAUUCCAGUGCUACAGAAUUUGGAUUCUUCAGAAUAACGUGUAUUAGAGACACCACCAAUGGCUUUUAGGAACAGCAAAAUGCAGAGACCAAUAUUUGUUUUAGAGAUAUCUCUUGCUGGAGAACAAUCAACCAAAGUAAUUAACCUUCUCUUCAGCCCUGUUGUCUAAAUGUAUAAAACUGUGGAAAGAUUUGUUUUGUAGCUGGAUGAGUGUAAUGUGGACUUUAUACAAAAUUAUAGAAAUAAAAUUGUGCAACAUGUCUGUGCUUACACUAGCUGUGCCUUCAUUACUCGUGUUCCUGUAAAAACACGCAGUUCCAGUGAGUUAUCUGCUGGAGACGCAUUGGAAAAAUGUGGCUGGAAUCUAUAAAUGGAGUUGCAGAAUAGUUAAUGGAAGGUUUACAAUAUGUCCAGCCAUCUGUACUGCUCAUACAUUGUUUGCUUAAUUAUGCUAUGGUUUUGUUUAUUUGUUUUAAUGUCAGAUUGUGAGCAACAUGAUAACUUAACCACCGCCUAAAAGGUCCUGCUGUACCACUUGGGUUGUGAAUAAAAAGUAGUAUUUUCAGAUUUUU